UUUCACCAGCGGCAAUUAAAACGCAUCCAGAUUUCAUUACAUUUGCCUAUAAUCAACUGCUUAACUAUUUGUUGCGAUAUUGUUGUAUAUCAUUUAUAAAGUGAAAACCUUAUUAAUUUCAUAUAUAUAAGUAGAAAACUGUUUUUACGUAUUGCCGCUGUAAUUGAAGUUUCUUUUUAGAAUACAAUCGCUUCAAGCUUUUAAAAUAUUAAACAAAAUGUCUACCGAGGAACAAACUAGUGUUGUAGAAACUAAUGAAGUGGAGGUCUCCAAAUCAAUUGAAACACCCAUCGUUGAUCCCAAGGAUGUGGAAAUCGCUAAGGCUAGUCAAAUUACUGCCGAAGCAAGCUCUACCGAUGACAAAGUUGGCGACGUUGUCAUUGAACAGGAGCGUGCGAUGAAAGAGCUCGACGCCAAAGAGUUGUACUGCAACGGUUCACGCAAUUUUCUGGUGAAAAACUAUAGCGAAGCAGCAGAUCAAUUGAGUCAGGUCUGUGCGAUUUAUGAAGAAUUGUAUGGCGAGCUGUCGGAUGAGUUGGGCAUGCCAUAUUUACUAUAUGCAAAAUCAUUGAUUGCCUUAGCUUUGGAUGAGAACAAAGUCAUUGAUGUGCCUGACGAAGAGGAGCUGGAAGACGACGCCGACGACGACGAUGAGGACGAAGCUGCUGAUGUUGAAGGCGAGAAUGCGCCUACCAAUAGCAGCAGCACCAAUGGCUCAGCCGCCGUCAAUACCUGCUCAAAUGGCUCAGCAACGAAUGUUAAAUUAGAUGCAAUCAAGGAGAAAAGUGAUACUGAGGGCGAUGAAAAGGAAGUGAGCAAAAAGAGUGAUGAGACUGAAGCUGAAUCGACAACAAAAACUGCUGUAGAAAAGAAUGAAACUGCUGCUGUCAUAUCAUCGACUGUUUUGGAUGACGAGAAACCGAGCACCUCAAAUGGCGAUGCGGCUACUGGCGAAGAUGGUGAAGAGGAAGAGAACGAUGCGGCUUCAAACCUUCAGUUGGCCUGGGAAAUCCUUGAGUUAGCUGAUAAAAUAUUCCUGCGGCAAGGCUCUGAAGGUGUAUCAAACUUGGCUGAAGUACGAACGGAAUUAGCAAAUAUUGAAUUUGAGAAUAACCUGCCGGAGGCGGCACGUGAGGAUUACGUAAAAGCACUCAAAAUUUAUGUCGAAUUGCCUUCAAAAUACCGUCGGGCAAUGGCAGAAAUACAUUAUAAAAUAGGUCUAACAUAUUUGAUGCAGCAAUUGAAUAAGGAGGGCGCUGAAUCAUUAAAGGAAGCUUGUAAAUUGAUCGACGAUGAAAUAAAAGAGCUGGAGGCAAGUGAAGAAGAACUCAGUGAGAAACAGAAGAGUAAAAUUCAGGAUAUGGAGGAGACAAAACAGGAGAUAUGGGCAAAAAUCGCCGAAAUAGAAGAUACACAAGCGCAGAACAUUGCUGAAGUACGAGCAGCGCUCGACAGUUAUAUAAAACCCAUUCGUUCAACGGAGGAGAAUAAUGAGGCUGCAGGUUCAUCUGCGUCAUCGGGCGCUGGUGCAUCUUCCUCUAGUUCAGCAAAACCAACAGAUAUUUCACAUCUCAUCAAGCGCAAGAAGCCAGCUGAUAACGGUGCGGACGCCGAGAUGUCUGCGUCACCAGCUAAACGGCCUGCACUUUAAUUUCUUUGCUAGCUUUUACAACAUACUUCAUUUACUUAAAUGACUAUUAAUUUUCUAGAGGCGCUUUUUUUUAUAAAUUGAAGACAUGAAGCGCACACAAAUCUUAAAAUAGUAUAAGACAUAAAGUAGGUUUUUCGUAUAAAGUGUGGGUGCCCUAAGAAAAUUUUAUUUUAUUAAAAUUUUUAAAUUUCUUUUGAAUUUUUCUGAAUAUGGAAUCGUAUUAUAUUUUCUGGUUUCCGACGCAAACAUUUCAAUGUAUAUUUGAGUAGCCAAAUUGCAUGAAAUCAAUCCUAAUGGAAUAUUUAAUCAUUGUACUGCAAUUGUUAUUUGCUUUGUAUGUUUUGUAAUAUCCUUUCGUGCAGUGUCAUGUUUUUGCCUGUUUCCAGUCACAAUUUGAAUUAUUAUUUUUAUUACUUAUUUAGCUUGCAACCCAUGUUCAUGAAUUUUGACUUUAUUUUCUCCGCAAAAGCAUUUAGUAGACCUAAGCGGCGUAUGCUUAUAGAUUACAUUUUUAUAUAAUAAGUACAUACUAUUGCUAUUAAUGUUUAUCAUGCUAAUAUUUCCAUUGAUUAUUUUCUCUUAACUUUUCGUUUUAAAUUAUUUCUACCAUCUCGUAUUCCGGGUGAAUAAAAAACAAAAUACGUAGGUUUAAGUUGAAAAAUUAUAAAUAUAUAAAUUAAAACGAAAAAUCUUCAAAGAGUUCUUUAAUACAUAAACAGAUGCAAGGAGAAGCAUCGUCGAAUAAAAUACUUUAGAAUGGUCAAACUUCAGUGUAUAUCAAGUUACUAAAACUUGGUAUCAUAUGUAUCCUAUAGUAAAUAAUCAUGAUAUGUCCCUUCUCUUUGUCUUUCAUACGAACCAGCUAUGCGAAAAAGAACGGCUACAUAUGCAUUGGAUGGUUAUUGCAAAAUAUCUACGCAAUCAAUUAAUACAGAUUAGUCAACUAAUGAGUAUGCAACGCUUAAAAAUUGUGUGCACUUUUGCGUAGUUAAAUUGUUGCCUAGAAGAUACUCGAUAGUACAUAUGAUAGUUGAACUCUAGUUGUAGAGAUGAAGAAACAAUUUUUAUUGUACACGGCAUAAAGUUGUAGUAGUUUAGUGAAAGUACGCAUUUUAUACGUGUGUAUUUUGUGUAUUUGUGGCCAAUUAUAAUAAAAUUUUUGUUACUGGAA
Ceratitis capitata (Mediterranean fruit fly) is the source of this 2822-nucleotide messenger RNA. RefSeq names its product protein NASP homolog (gene Nasp). Gene Ontology annotation, biological process: DNA replication-dependent chromatin assembly; CENP-A containing chromatin assembly. The transcript is spliced from 6 exons. Gene Ontology annotation, molecular function: histone binding. The record is from RefSeq and is a predicted model, not a curated record. NCBI's taxonomy places the organism in Eukaryota, Metazoa, Arthropoda, Insecta, Diptera, Tephritidae. Bases 218 to 1651 code for a protein of 477 amino acids. Gene Ontology annotation, cellular component: nucleoplasm.